Hyposmocoma kahamanoa is the source of this 978-nucleotide messenger RNA. Its product is annotated as 3-oxoacyl-[acyl-carrier-protein] reductase FabG-like. Gene Ontology annotation, molecular function: oxidoreductase activity. The transcript has 2 exons. The coding region runs from base 1 to 747 and encodes 248 amino acids. The record is from RefSeq and is a predicted model, not a curated record. Lineage: Eukaryota; Metazoa; Arthropoda; Insecta; Lepidoptera; Cosmopterigidae.
AUGAGUUUUACUGGCAAAUCAGUGAUAGUCACAGGCGCAAGUUCCGGUAUUGGAGCUGCCACAGCCAUAUUAUUUGCUGAACAAGGAGCCAGCGUAGUCAUAGUGGGACGUAAUGAAACCAAAUUGAAUUCUGUAACUGGAAAACUUCCAAAGAAUGCCAAAUCAUUGAUCCUUAAAGCUGAUGUCACUAGAGACGCUAAGAAAAUUAUUGAUGAGACUGUGAAAAAGUUUGGCAAAAUUGAUAUACUGGUUAACAAUGCAGGAUUUGGCAAACAAGGAAGUCUCACUGAUGGAAAAUUCUUGGAAGCUUAUGACAGUAUUAUGGAAACCAACGUGAGAGCUGUAGCUGAACUUACUAUGUUAGCUCUUCCACAUCUAACGAAGACUAAAGGGAAUAUCGUCAAUAUAUCUAGCAUUGCGGCCAAAAUAGUGCCCGCUGAUCCAACUUCUUUGCCUUACUGUGUUUCGAAGGCUGCUUUGGAUCAUUUUACAAGAGGAGCAGCAUUGGAAUUUGCUUCUAAAGGUAUCAGAGUCAACAGUGUCAACCCUGGGCCUGUAGCAACAGACUUCUUCACAAACAUGGGUCGCGAUGGCGCUCUCGAAGUCAUUAAAGAGAGAACUGCUCUGAAAAGAUAUAGUACUUCCGAAGAGAUUGCCGAAUUAAUUAUGUACCUUGCUAGUGAUAAAGCCCAAGGAAUCACUGGUUCAAUUAUGGUUAUUGAUAACGGAUGUCUUUUAGGACAUUAAAAUGGAUAACACAGGAGAUGGACUAAAGAACGUAGCAGAGACUGUCACAAUUAUCGGUCACUACCCGUGUUUCCACAUUCACACAAAGCUAUAGAAACUAAAAUCGUGUAUUGAAGGUUCAACUAAUACUACAACUUCGAGUUAAAACAUUUUGAAUCAAAUAUCAAUACUAUCGUAAUCGUUCCAGGACAUAAAGGUAACUAACACCUCAGAUUUUACAAUUUAAUGAUU